This is a messenger RNA of Ictalurus punctatus (channel catfish), 6281 nucleotides long. RefSeq lists its product as uncharacterized. The transcript is spliced from 6 exons. Gene Ontology annotation, molecular function: protein binding. Lineage: Eukaryota; Metazoa; Chordata; Actinopteri; Siluriformes; Ictaluridae. Bases 253 to 2262 code for a protein of 669 amino acids. The record is from RefSeq and is a predicted model, not a curated record.
AGCCGGAUGUGUUAAAAUACGGGUAGGAAAAUAAUUCCAGCAUGGCGGUUCAAGAAAAGCUCUAAGAUAGACAAACUAGCAGUGGGAUAAUGUGGCCGAGUGCGAGUUAAGGACACGGUGGAUUUCUGAGAAUUAGCGGUGGAAAGACACGGAGGUCUGAGAUGUGUCAGGAUUCACAGUGAUGGAUUAAACCUCCUGAAGAUGUCCAGCACGGUGUGAAGAACUGCUUCGAGAACGGCUCAGGGACGCAGGAUGGCGGCUAUGAACACAGGUAAAGGUGGGACCGUGAGGUGGAGGCCGCAGCCGUGGCAGGACGCUGAUGGCGGUGGUGGAGAGCCUCUCUCGGACAGCGACUCGGAAGAAGAGGAUUUUCCAGAUGACACGACUACUCCCCUAGGAGAGUACAUUACUCAGGGCUUAAAGCAGCUACUUGAUGCUCAGCAGUUGUGUGACGUCACCCUUUUAGUCGAGGGAAAGAAGUUCAUGUGCCACAGAGUUCUCUUGGCUGCGGUCAGCCCGUACUUCCGUGCCAUGUUCACCAGCCCCUUGGUAGAGUCUCGGCUCACCGAGAUCCGCCUGGAGGAGGUGACUCCUUCGGUCAUGGAGACGGUUAUCCAGUUCGUGUACACGGGGGAAGCGGGGCUCUGCCUCGACACGGCAGAGGACUUGUUUGUGGCAGCCAACCGUCUUCAAGUCAUGCCCUUGCAGAAUCUUUGUUCAAGGUUCCUCUUUGAACACCUUUCUGUGGAGAAUUGUUUGGGUAUGUACUCUCUGGCACGCUCGCAUCACGACCAGCUCUUGCUCAGAGCCUCUUUGAGGCUGGUGGCUCAGCAUUUCCCUCGAGUGGCACGGCAGCGAGACUUUCUCCUGUUGGACCCAGGCACCGUGGGAAGCCUCCUGGAGUCGGACCGGCUCGGGGUGGAGUCCGAGACGGAGGUGUACGACGCAGCGCGACGCUGGGCUGAGCACCGACCCGCUGAACGCUACGUGCACAUGCCUACUCUGCUUCGUCAUUUGCGCCCGGGUCUGCUGGCCCCCGAGGAGAGCAGGCGGCUCAACAAAGAGCUUGGGCCGAGGGCGGGCACCGAGGCCAUGGGAGGUCCGCUGAGGCCUCGUGAGGGCAUGCUCGAGAAGAAGAUUGUUUGCGUGGAUCUUAAGCCCAGGGAAGAUGAGGCUUUACGAGAGAGCGAUUACACGGUGGAUUGUUUUGACCCACGAACGGGCAAGUGGGAGAAACUCUCAGCCCUGGGCUCUUUGCUGUGUCCAGGCUGCACGGCUGUCGGUGGCCGGCUCUUUGUAGCCGGUGGCAUUUUAAGAACGGGCCAAGUUUCGGCGUCGAUGCACGAGUACGACGUGGUGCUGGACCGCUGGAUAUCGCGGCCAUCCAUGGAGCAGCCGCGUGCCAUGUUCGGACUCCUUGGCUCAGGGAACUUUCUCUACGCCCUGGGAGGCUGCAACCGAUCAGCCCUUCUUGACACUUGUGAAACAUUCGACCUCACCACGUUAACGUGGGCACCGGGUCCACGUCUGCCACUGCCGCUACGCUCUUUUGCCUGCUCCACACUCCGAGGCCGACUGUACUUGCUCGGAGGCGCCACGUUGGAGCAGAACAGGGCUAUGGUGCAUGCCGGUGUGCUCAUCUACCACACCGGUACAAGGACCUGGAAUCGCAUCGGACUUGAUUCCGGUGCCACCUGCCUGGCUGGAGGAGUAGCAGUACGUGGAGGAGUGUGCGCGGUGGGCGGGUACAUGCGCGACGCUGCUAAAUUUCUGGAUGGCAAUUACACCCAUUUGGAACCGCUUGACGCCACCGGGCGAGUCCUGUUUUUCCGAGAAGGACGGGCGAUGGGGACUGACCGGGACGUCAUGGCCGGAGUAGAGCGAAUCGGAGGUGGCGGUAGUGACCGCGCUCCCAGUCCAGUUGUUUUUCCAGGUCUGCCACGGCGCAUAGCUGCCGCAGGCGUCGCGAGAUGGAAGCGCAGGAUUUACGUGUUGGGUGGUGAGAACGGCUCACGCUUUUACGACAGCGUGUACUGCUGGAAGCCUGGCUGGCGAAGCUGGGUCCAGAGACGUGAGAAACUACCAGGAGAUACAGGCGGAGUGAGCCAGUUUGGGUGCACCACUCUAAAGUUCCCCAAAAAACACAUCUUGGCACGCAUUAGAACAGCCCUGGAGAAGCAGGGGAAGGAAAAGAGACGGAAACGAAAGACGGAGGACGUGCCAAGAAGCCGGCCAACCAGAAGGGCAAAUCAGAAAGUGUGAUUUUUAUUUAAGAAACACGUCUGGGACUCGUCCCUUUCGGUCUUGUUGAAUUUUCAUCACCGAUACCCUUUAUGUUUUGUCUUCCCAAGAAACGAGCGUCACGUCGCCAGCUGAUGCUUCUGUUGUUUUGAAGGCUCCUUUAUCUCACUGCUAUAUGUUCGAAUGCAAAUUUAAGAUUGAAUGCUGGAAACCGUGAAGCAUGUUAAGCCUAGGACAUUACUGAAAUGUCUCUUGAAUGUAUAUAAUAGCAACAAGAAAUACCAAGCCCGCUGAAAUCCUACACAUGAAAUACACGAUAAACAGAAUGACUCCAUUCCACGGAAUAAAAACAGGCAAUAAGUUAGGUCUAACGCCCUAUUCAGACCGUAUUAGUUUCUCAGAUUAGCACUCGUUCACCUUGAAUGAACCUGGAAGACGACGUUUACAAAUAUAAGCUUUCCUUUCUUUUGCCAUUUAAUGGCCUCGUAGCUUAAAUAGUUUGUAUUGAAAUUAUGACUGACUUUAUACAGCAAUGAGACAAAUUACAAUCCCACACAAAGCCCUGUAAAUAUAGUGUACAGCAAGAGACGUCUCGUCACACGCGGCCACCUUUUUGAAUUUAUUUAAACCCGACUCCCCGUGUAAAACUAAUGCGGUCUGAAUAGGGCUUGAGCGUCUAAAUCCAAAAUCGUUCCUUUUAAAUUUAAACUGAAUAGUGCAUCAUCUGCUAAUGAAAAAUGAAUUUAAUCUAACUUUUUGUAUAUCUUUUUGAUUUGUUUUCAAAAUGUAAACUUUACUGCAGCGCUUAACAUCAACCUUUAUUUUGUUGUGAGCACAUUGAGGUCAAUAGCCAUCUUUUUAAAAAAAAAAAAAAAAAUCUAAUGGAAAAAAAAACCGGAUGAUUUCAGUUAAAUGUAUUUGAAUGUUUUCCUGUGAAGAGGGAACACUUGAUUUUCAAGCAUACAUGAUUGAGAAAGUUUCAUUCACCUGCAACACAGUAUUUUACAGUAUCUGCCACUAAUGUAAGGUUUAUCUGAGCCUUUUAUUGUAUCGGGUCUGUUUACAACUCUGUUUUGACUUUUUGCCUUAAUGUUGUGUCUUUAAUUUAGUGUAGUGUAGCUGCAAGUAACGAUUAUUUUCAUAAACGAUCAGUUGGCCGAUUUUAUUAUUUUUUUUCAAUUAAUCGAAUGAGUGAAAACUUUCGGGUUAGUAAAAAACUAAUGUGUUCCAUUUGAGACGAUUUCACCUUCCUAAAAUUCAUACACUAGAUCAGUGGUUCUCAACCUUUUGUGAGCUCUGGACCCCGAGAAUCUUUCGAACAAUCCACAAGGAUUCUAUAUAUGUUGCUUUAUUUUAUUAAUAUUUAACAUUAACAUUGGACACUUUAAAAUUGAAUCAAAACAUUUCACGAUUUUAUUUUUUACAUUUUAUUAUUGGUGUGACAUUUAAUUUGACUCUCUGAAUUAUCCUUUGUUUAUUUUAUCCAUCAGUGCGACACCUGAACUUCUCUACCACUCACAGGUUUUUGCGAAUGAUCAUUUCAUUUGUAAACAAAUUUUAAAAUAAAUCCAGCAAUGAACGAUUGUGAUAUUUAUGAAUACACGCAAAUAACAAAAUUGGUUAAUAUUAAAACAUCUCACUUUAAUGUUUUGAUCCAAUUAACUAUAUAUAUAUAUAUAUAUAUAUAUAUAUAUAUAUAUAUAUAUAUAUAUAUAUAUAUAUAUAUAUAUAUAUAUAUAUAUAUAUAUAUAUAUAAAUAAAAAUUAUUCAAACAUUUUUAAAACUUUCUCACGGACCCCCUGCAAUUACACCACUGACCACUAGGGGUCCACGGCUCCCCGGUGCAUAGUGUAAGUGUACAGUACUUAGUUUUGGACACAACUUUAGUACUUACUCUCCGAAGUGUUUUCGGAACAGAAGUAACGUAAGCAGUAAACGUACUGCACGCAGACCAACUAAUUGAUUAUGAAAGUCGUUGUCAACGUAUCUCAUUAUCAAUUAUUAUCGAUUUUAUCGAUUAGUUGUUGCAGCUCUAAUUUAGUGUAUGCAUCAGGAGCACAACCAAGGACGGAUUCCUCUCCGUAUCUAAAACACAUUUACACAUUAACCUUAUUUUCAGUUCUAAUUUAAAGAACAAUGCCAGUAACAUGUACGGCACAAACUGUAUAGGCGCCUAAAUAUUUACUGAAACCAUCCAAUGCUCUGAGAGAAGCAUAAUCCCUUCCCUGUACCUUGUGAGUAAACGUUCUCUUCGUCUGCUUUUAUUAAAUGCAUCAACCUCAACAGCGCCGAGUGAAUUAUGAUGCGUCUCCUAUAAAUGUACAGUCCCCUCUGAAACUAUUGGAACAGCAAGGCCGGUUCACGUGUUUGUGCUCUUCAUUCGGGCUUGAGAUCAGUUCAUUCAAGACGAAUUCGAGACGAUAGAUCAGGUAUUCGGCUUUCAUUUCCUCAUAUUUACAUCUAGAUGUGUUAAACAACUUGGAACACGGCGCCUUUGGUGGAAGACCACCCAAUUUUUAGGUGACCAAAAGUAUAAGAACAGAGUCUUCAAGUAAAUGACACUUAAUAUUUGGUUGUAUAUCUGUUGCUUGUAAUAACUGCAUCAAUCCUGUGACUCACUGACACCAAACUGUUGGUUUCUUCUUCUGUGAAGCUUUUCAGGACUUGUCCAGUCUAAAACCUUCCACUUUUGCCCCUGAUGAAGUCCUGUGGACAUUCCAAAUUGUUGUAUUGGGUUCAGACAAAAUGUUUUAUAAACCUUGUAAGUUGUUUAACAUGUCAGUAUGUAAAUAUCAGGAAAUUAAAUCUGAAAUUCUGAUCUAUUGUCUUAGCUUGAUCUUUUGAUCUCAAACCCAAAUUUCUUUAGUGUAGAGCCAAAACAAAAGAACUGGCUUUGAUUUCAUGGUUUCUACAGUCUCCUCCAAAUGUAAUGGAACAGCAAAGUCUGAACCAAAGUCUGACUUCAUGUGUCAUCUUCUUGUGUAUAUGAACAUAACAGAAAAGUUUUCCCUCAGCCAAAAGAAUGAAAACUCUUGGUCAACCCAUUUCAAGCUAAAACAGGUCGAAUGUACCUGGUUUAUCAUACAAUGAGCUUUUUUUGUUUUGUUUUGUUUGUUAACCGAUUAUAUGCUACUUUACGUCACAAAUAGUCGUUUUUACUGCAGGUUGUUGUUGUUGUGGCGUCGUUGUUCAUUCAUAUCCUGGUGCCUUUACUUAUUCAUUGAAGCAUAUUAUUCAGUAAAUACAGCCAAAUUAAUAGACCCCUUGGGGUUUGUAAAAAAUAAGAGAUCCCCACACAACCUUUUUGCAAUAAGGUCUGAUUAGCCUUGCAACUUGACACUACUUGGUUUAAUCCGACUGGAAAAUCUAUCAAGAAUUUUAAUCUAUCAAAGACUCGCAUGUUAUCCAUUCAUUAUUUGGGAUCACCACUCGGAGAGGGAGAGAAAUGGGAUGGUUGCACCAGUGCUAUGACAUAUUUCCGUUUUGAAAUUGCGCAAAUCUCAUGUCUCUGGUAGCACUUACAAUAAAGGUUAAUGUGUUGGGCUAAUGUUAGCCUGGGUGUGUGUUUUUUUUUUUUUAAAUAGGUAUUUUCUUACCUUAAUCGUCGUUUGUUUAAGACGUACAGUCACACGCCAUUCUCCAGCUAACUAAAACGAGCUUUGCAAGUGUUCUUACAUGUAUAAUGAACAUCGCUGACACGUAGCCCAUUUUACUGAAACACAUUAUCAGCACUCGGACCCUUCUCUCAUCUGGAAUCACAUGUAUUUGUUUAACUUCACACACUUGUAGUGUUUAUAAGUAACUCUUUUAUUUUUUUUUCCUGUUACAGUAAUGAAUAUGUAUGUUUUGAGAUUGUUGUCCAGUUAACGUUCUUUGUUUGAUUCCUUUUGAGUAAUCGACAGUACGCAAAUAGACAACGCCCAUUUCUGAGUAUAUAUUUUACCCUGAAGAGAGAAGUCCCUUCACAGUAGACUAAGCCUUUUCCUGUCCACUCUCUAUAAUGCAACAUCUUUCAAUAAACAUGUAUCUGCUUGAGUAUA